AUGGCAAAAUGCUUGGUCAAGAUACGGACUCAACGAAGCCUCCACUUGCACAUGAUGAACCACUGCAGCAGUAAUGUGUUUGUCCGUCUGCUGAAACAUGGCUCCAAGGUCAUACCUCGAAAUGCUGGUACCCCACUGCCUAAAGCGAAUGUUUCUGAGCCCCUGAUUGCCAGUUCACCAGUGAAGGGAGCUCCGAGUGCAGAUCCUCUGAGUGACAAGGAAGAUAAAGUAAAAGAAGACUCCUUGAGCAUCCCUGAACUACUAUACAAUCCCAGAGCCAGGCUGCUCCCUACCGCAGUGGAUGAGGAUGAAAUUGACAUGCUUUUUGAUUGUCCAUCUUGGCUCGAAUUAGAAAGAGAAGACACAGAUUCAUUUGAGGAACUGGAAGCAGAUGAAAAUGCCUUUUUGAUGGCUGAAGAGGAGGAGCCGAAGGAAGCUCGUCAAGCUUUGUCAUGGAGCUAUUCCAUCCUGACCGGCCGUAUCUGGGUCAACCCUAUAGUCAAGCGUUGCUCCAGGCUCCUUGUGGUAGGCCUGGGACUGAUGUUAUUUGUAUUUCCCCUGCUCCUCCUCCUUCUAGAGUCAGGUAUUGAUCUCUCCUUCUUAUGCGAAAACCAGAAUUUGAGCAGUUUCACUAUGAAUACUACUGUCCCGUGAAGAAGUGGGUAUCUUAGAGGUCAACAUUUUUGUGUAAAUGUUGGGAUUCCCUGAUGAGAAUAAAGGAUGCAUUCAAUAUUAA
Messenger RNA from Peromyscus eremicus (cactus mouse), 736 nucleotides. RefSeq names its product FERM domain-containing protein 3-like. Bases 1 to 654 code for a protein of 217 amino acids. The transcript is spliced from 2 exons. The record is from RefSeq and is a predicted model, not a curated record. NCBI's taxonomy places the organism in Eukaryota, Metazoa, Chordata, Mammalia, Rodentia, Cricetidae.